AUGCGUCGUGCAUACCUGAAGGAAACAGACAUAACAGUACAGAAGACUCUACAAAUCGCUUACACUUAUGAAUCAACUGAAGCCCAAGCUUGCCAGGUGGAGCAAGGUGAAGAAGCACCAAUUAAGAACAAGGUAAACACGAGAUACAAACAACAACAGCAGCGGCAAUGUUGGUUGGAAGGUGAAGAAAACUCCAAUGUGAACAAGUAUGCCUGUGUCCCCCCUCUGAGUAUACCUGUGUCCUCCUCUGGUAUGCCUGUGUCCCUCCUCUGUACCUGCACCCUCCUCUGUAUGCCAGUGUCCCCCUCUGGUAUACUGUGUCCCUCCUCUGGUAUGCCUGUGUCCCCCUCUGGCCCUCUGUGUCCUCCUCUGUAUACCUGUGUCCCUCCUCUGAGUAUGCCUGUCCCCCCUCUGGUGCCUGUGUCCCCCCUCUGGUAUGCCUGUGUCCUCUCCUGGUAUGCCUGUGUCCCCCCUCUGGUAUGCCUGUGUCCUUCCUCUAGUAUGCCUAUGUCCCCCUCUGGUAUGCCUGUGUCCUCCUCUGUAUACCUGUGUGCCUCUGGUAUCCCUGUGUCCCCUCUGGUAUGCCUGUGUCACCUCCUCUGGUAUGCCUUGUCUCCUUCAUUCCACACACUCCAGUAUCCAGUGUCCCCCUCUGAGUAUGCCUGUGUCCCUCCUCUGUGUCCCCCCUCUGGUAUGCCUGUGUCCCCCUCUGGUAUGCCUGUGUCCUCCUCUGGUAUGCCUGUGUCCUCCUCUCUGGUAUGCCUGUGUCCAUCUCGGUAUGCCAUUGAUACACUCUGGUGGCCUGUGUCCUCCUCUGGUAUGCCUGUGUCCUCCUCCUGGUAUGCCUGUGUCCUCUAUAUACCCAGUGUCCCCCCUCUAGUAUGCCAGUGUCCCCCUCUAGUAUACCUGUGUCCCAUCCUCUGGUAUCCUGUCACCUCCUCUGGUAGCCUGUCCCCCCUCUGGUAUACCUGUGUCCCCACUCUGGUAUCACAUGUCCCCCUCUGGUAUCCUGUGUCCCCCUCUGGUAUGCCUGUGAUACCACCUGUAUACCUGUGUCCCCCUCUGUAUGCCUAUACCCUCUGGUACCUGUGCCUCCCUGACCUGUCACACUGUGGCCUUGUGCACUCUAGUAUCCUGUGUCCCCCCUCUGGUAUGCCUGUGUCCCCUCUGUAUGCCUGUCCCCCAUACCUGUGUCCCCUCUCUAGUAUGCCUGUGUCCCCUCCUCUAGUAUACCUGUGUCCCUCUCUGGUAUGCCUGUGCACUCCUCUAGAUGCCUGUGCUAGCAUACCUGUGUCCCUCCCCUAG
Messenger RNA from Homarus americanus (American lobster), 1305 nucleotides. RefSeq names its product proline-rich protein 36-like. The coding region runs from base 1 to 1305 and encodes 434 amino acids. NCBI's taxonomy places the organism in Eukaryota, Metazoa, Arthropoda, Malacostraca, Decapoda, Nephropidae. The transcript has 9 exons. The record is from RefSeq and is a predicted model, not a curated record.